AGAGCUGGAUUUGGCUGCAUCUUUGAGAUUCUUGGUGGAUCCAUGCAUCUUUUCAUUGUGUAAGGCAUCAACGGGAAACUGUCCACAUACCAGGUUGAGGAUAAGGCAGGUGUAAUAGUAAAUAGUACUGAUGAAUAAAACCUUAUCUGAAUGAUGAUUUCUUUUUGAGAAGAAAUUGGAGUGAUUUGCUCUUCUUCAUCCUCCUUCAGCCCACUUUUCUUCAGCAUCUUUCUGGAGAGGUCUUUGCUUGAGGCUUUGGUUGGUUGAUAUACCCCAGUGACUUCAGGGGUGGCCUGCUGGCAUCACUGUUCCUUAACUCUGAUGGAAAUGAUUGGUCACAUAACACUUCUGAUGGAUUCUCUUAGUCUCCUGUUAAAAGGAGUUAGGAGUUUAUAACCCAGGAAGCAAGUAUGGUGAAAUCCCUGCUCUUGCAUGAUCCAGUCCUACCUCUGUUUCAAGGAAUUAGCCCCUGCAGACCUGAAAGAUCACGAUGAUAUGGCCAUUUAAAGUUUUGGCAACUGAAACCAUAAAUAGAAAAGCGUUAGAUGCAGAUAUAUACAAUGCAGUUCCAACUGAGAAGGUGGAUGGAACCUGCUGUUAUGUAACAACAUAUAAAGGGCAGCCGUAUCUUUGGGCGAGGUUGGAUAGAAAACCCAACAAACUAUCUGAGAAAAGGUUUAAAAGAUUCAUGUAUUCAAUGGAAGACUCAAAAGAAUUUAUUUGGAAUAUUGAAGAAGACUUCAGACCUGUCCCAGAAUGCUGGAUUCCAGCAAAGGAAAUCCAGCAAUCCAGUGGAAACCCUUUGCCUGAUGAAAAUGGACACAUUCCAGGUUGGGUGCCAGUGGAGAAAAAUAGCAAACAAUAUUGCUGGCAUUCAUCUGUUGUUAAUUAUGAGGCUGAAAUAGCCCUUAUAUUGAAGUGCCAUGCUGAUGAUCCUGGACUUUUGGAAAUCAGUUCUGUGCCAUUAUCGGACCUUUUGGAACAAACACUGGAGCUUAUUGGAACUAAUAUUAAUGCAAAUCCAUAUGGAUUAGGAAGUAAGAAGCAUCCUAUCCAUUUUCUUGUACCACAUGGAGCAUUUGAAAUAAAGAAUCCACCUAUGCUGAAGCACAGUGAUAUAUUGUCUUGGUUUGAAAGCUGCAGAGAGGGUAAAAUUGAAGGAAUUGUAUGGCAUUGUAACAAUGGACAUUUAAUCAAGCUCCAUCGACAUCAUCUUGGUAUGUGCUGGCCAAUUCCAGAGACAUAUCUGAAUUCUCAACCAGUUGUCAUUGCUGUUAAUAGGACCAAAUAUGACUGUGACUUUGAACCAAAGUGUUUGUUUAAUCAUUUUUCAAAGCUGGAUGGGCAGAGGUUCAGUAGACUAAAAGAUAUAAAGUUUGAUGUUUAAAGAGAAAAAAGAAUCUUGUCAGAGAUCGCUGCCAUAUGUAUUAUUGUACCUUCUUCUCCUGCUUUGCCUACACUAUAAGUGGAUAUUUUUGCAAAUAAUUGUGGCAUAAGUAGCUCCAUAGCUACAGUGCAAAUGAUUGGCAUAAAUAUGAUCCAUAAUAUGAAGCAAAAGAGCAGUAAAGGCAAAUCCAAAAUGGAUCGCCCUCUCUUAGAUUUCAGCACAUUUGUUGUUUUUGGUUUUGAAAGAGCCUUAAAUUUUGAAACUGUUAGAGCUAAGAGGACAGUGUUUAAUGUUAGCUGCUUCCAGGGGCUUGUGUAGUGAAGCAGAAAGUGAUGGUUUUAAAACAAAAACAGAAAUCAGCUAACUUUUAGAGUUUCUGAAUUAUUACAGCCUGCAGUUUAUUCUGAAGUCAAACUGCCACUGACAUGAGACUUAGGGCCCAAUAUUUUCCAUUAUAUCUGUGAAGUAACACAGAUUUAAAUCAGUAAGUGAGACCAUAAUCAGGCCCUACAUUUUUUAAAGUUUACAAUUGUAACAAUUUUUUAUUUGGAUUUAAACAUUCCACAAUAUUUGUAAUCCCCCUCAUGCUGCAGUAGUGUGCUAAGGCUUGAAAACCAAAUAGUGACAUUGUUUACAUUAUCCGAUCUCUUGGGACAAACUUUUUUUUUUGUUAAUAAGCCAGCACAAAUAGUGAGAAGUAAACUAGUUUUAAUUAUUUGAAAAUGCUCUGUAGAAACAGACAAAUAAAAGGAAUGUGAUAGUCCAUAACUGUUUAGAAAAUAACUAUCGAGCAGCAUGUAAUGUUUCAAAAACUUUAACUUAGAAAAGUAGACAAUUCAAAUUGUGUAUUCUCACAAUUUGGUUCUAUUUACAUCUGUGCUCUGCAUGUAGCAUACACCCACCAAAACUAAAGCUAUACAAAUAUUAACAGUUUUCAAAUAAAUUAAAUUAGCUUUACAUCUAA
Molecule: messenger RNA, 2351 nt
Organism: Chelonoidis abingdonii (Abingdon island giant tortoise)
Lineage: Eukaryota; Metazoa; Chordata; Testudines; Testudinidae
Gene: RLIG1
Product: RNA 5'-phosphate and 3'-OH ligase 1
Biological process (GO): response to reactive oxygen species
Molecular function (GO): RNA ligase (ATP) activity
Source: RefSeq, a predicted model, not a curated record